ACCAUCAAGGCAGCUCCCACAGGUUCUCUCCGCACCACUCCACACUUUUCCUUCUCCACGCAAAUUUCACUUCUCCCUCUACCCUCUAAAUGGUCAUAAUUGCCCCCAACCUUCGCUAAAAUCACCAUUCUACCCUCCCAUGGCCGCCCUUUCUGUCCCUUCCUCAUCCCCCCACCUCCCCUCUCAUAUUCCCGACCAAUCUCCAUCUCUACCACAGCAACAAACUGCUGUAGUUGAAGACGCCCACAGCGUCCAAAACAACCACAACAGAGACAACAACGAUAACGAGAACGACUACAACGGAGAGGGAGAAGCAGGAGAGGAAGACGAAGAAUAUGAAGAGCAGGACACCGCUUCCAAUUUGCCUCUCCCCCCGAUCUCAACCUCCCACAACGAUCCUCCACUGCCAUCGCCCACAGUGGAAUCGCCCUCCCUCCUUCACGUCUCCUUCAACCAGGACCAUGGCUGCUUUACUGCGGGCACUGACCAUGGCUUCCGCAUCUACAAUUGCGAUCCUUUCCGCGAGAUCUUCCGUCGCGAUUUUGAUGAUGGUGGGGUCGGCGUCGUUGAGAUGCUCUUCCGAUGCAAUAUCCUCGCCCUUGUUGGCGGCGGGCCCCAGCCCCAGUACCCCAUCAACAAGGUCAUGAUCUGGGACGACCACCAGAGCCGGUGCAUCGGCGAGCUCUCGUUCCGGUCUGAGGUCCGUGCGGUCCGGCUGCGGCGGGACCGCAUCAUUGUUGUUCUUGAGCAGAAGAUCUUCGUCUACAAUUUUGCUGAUUUGAAGCUGCUGCACCAGAUCGAGACGAUCGCCAACCCCAAGGGUCUGUGCUCGGUUUCCCAGGUGUCGGGGUCGCUUGUGCUCGUCUGCCCAGGCCUGCAGAAGGGGCAGGUCAGGGUGGAGCAUUAUGGAUCGAAGCGGACCAAGUUCAUCAUGGCCCAUGAUUCGAGGAUUGCGUGCUUUGCGCUCACGCAGGAUGGGCAGUUGCUGGCCACCUCGAGCACAAAGGGGACACUGGUUAGAGUGUUCAACACCGUCGAUGGGACGCUGCUGCAAGAGGUACGAAGAGGUGCAGAUAGAGCUGAGAUCUACAGUCUUGCAUUCUCAGCUACUGCCCAGUGGCUGGCAGUCUCAAGUGACAAGGGUACAGUCCACGUCUUCAGCCUCAAGGUCAAUUCAGGAUCACCAGGAAAUGAACAGUUGCGUACCGCAUCUGACCCCAAUCUUGUGCAGACAUCAACCAGUUCGUCUCUCUCCUUCAUCAGGGGGGUGUUGCCAAGAUACUUCAGUUCGGAAUGGUCUGUUGCCCAGUUUCGAUUGCAGGAAGGUACACAGUAUAUUGUGGCCUUUGGCCACCAGAAGAAUACAGUCGUGAUUCUAGGCAUGGAUGGAAGCUUCUAUCGCUGCCGGUUUGAUCCUACGAGCGGUGGAGAGAUGACUCAGCUGGAAUUCUAUAAUUUCCUGAAACCCGAAGAAACUUUCUAGAAGUGGAAAACGUCUCUUCUUUCCAAAAGGUUUUUGGGUUCUAAUUAUGUUAAAUUGUUUUUGGAUUCUUUAAACUUCAAUAUGGUUGUAAAUAUAUGUAAAAUGAUUAUAAUGUAUCACUUGCAACCUCUGUUGUGGUGGAUGUUGUAGAUAUAGCAAUAUGUGAAUAAGCAAGUAAUGAAUUAGGUGAUC
Molecule: messenger RNA, 1675 nt
Organism: Magnolia sinica
Lineage: Eukaryota; Viridiplantae; Streptophyta; Magnoliopsida; Magnoliales; Magnoliaceae
Product: autophagy-related protein 18a
Exons: 4
Coding region: 140-1483 (447 amino acids)
Biological process (GO): nucleophagy; protein localization to phagophore assembly site; protein lipidation
Cellular component (GO): cytosol; phagophore assembly site membrane; extrinsic component of membrane
Molecular function (GO): phosphatidylinositol-3,5-bisphosphate binding; protein binding; phosphatidylinositol-3-phosphate binding
Source: RefSeq, a predicted model, not a curated record